AUGCUGAAUGGCAAUAUACCUUCAAGCUUGGGAAUUAGUCUGUCUACACUUUCAUUGUUAAAUUUGGCAAACAACCAAUUUAAUGGAACAAUCCCUCCCAAUUUGGGAAAUUGUGUUCUUUUUGAGGUAUUAAAUCUGGGAAGUAAUAGUUUGGAAGGAAGCAUACCCCAAGAAUUUGAUAAACUAAUGGUCCUCAGGUCCUUGGUAUUCAAGGAUAAUAAGUUAAAUGGAUUGUUCCCUAGUUCAAUAUUGUUUCCUAGUUCACCAUUGUUUCCUGGUCUAGUUCUUUUAGGAAUAAGAGUUCUUGAUAUUGGACAUAAUUUAUUACAAGGUCAGAUUUCAAAGUCAAUUGUGAAUCUUUCGUACUUACAAGCGUUGGUAUUGAAGGGGAUUUUCUUUAGUGGUAGCAUUCCUCCAGAAAUUGGUCAAUUGAAGAAGCUCCAGAUCUUAGACCUUUCUUGCAACAACAUAUCGGGCCUUAUUCCCUCCACCAUUGUAUCUUUGCAAGCAAUGUCUAUAGCAACAGAAGACGGAAAUAUUAUGUAUCAAAACAAGGUAUUUUAUGGUCAAUAUGGCAGGGUUUUAUAUCAUGAUACAUUGAAUAUGUCUUCUAAAGGUACAGAACUACAGUACUACUCAUAUAUUCUUUCCACACUCACUGGCAUAGAUCUCUCCAACAAUCAAUUGAAUGGAGUUGUUCCUCUUGAGAUUGGAAAGUUGAAGGGCUUGAAGUUUCUGAAUCUAUCCAUGAACAAUCCCAGUGGAAUUAUUCCACAUAAUUUGGGGGAUAUGAGUCAACGUGAAUCGUUGGACCUUUCUUCAAACAAACUUUCAAGACAAAUUCCAUCGGAGCUUCAAUCUCUGAACUAUUGGGCAUGUUUAUAUUUGUCCAAUAAUGAUCUUUCUGGAAGUAUACCGCAAGGAGGACAGAUGAUCACAUUUGAAAAUACAUCAUAUUCUGGAAAUCCAAAUUUGCAGGGAUGCCCACUUCCAAAGAAUCGCUCUUGGCCGAAAUUCGCAACUCCUCCUCCUGUAAGUGAUGGUGAACAUAAAGAUUAA
This is a messenger RNA of Cryptomeria japonica (Japanese cedar), 1059 nucleotides long. RefSeq names its product receptor-like protein 33. The record is from RefSeq and is a predicted model, not a curated record. Bases 1 to 1059 code for a protein of 352 amino acids. The transcript has a single exon. Gene Ontology annotation, molecular function: protein binding. NCBI's taxonomy places the organism in Eukaryota, Viridiplantae, Streptophyta, Pinopsida, Cupressales, Cupressaceae.